Messenger RNA from Effrenium voratum, 475 nucleotides. The record is from the annotation of a GenBank genome assembly. NCBI's taxonomy places the organism in Eukaryota, Dinophyceae, Suessiales, Symbiodiniaceae.
AGCACUCCGGCUCAGACCCUGAGAUUUUGCGCUUCCAGGGUUCAUUUCUUCGCCAUGCCGGUGACCUGUGGAGACUGCUGCUGCCCUGCGGAGUGCAACGAUGAGCGGUGCGGCUGCAAGUGCGGGGAGUCCAUUUUGACCUUGGGCCUGGUCUUCGUGAUCGCGGCGGCGGCCUUCUGGGCGGUGGGCUGGCUCUUUGGCUGGAACGGGCCCGACACCCACUUCCAGGCGGACAUGACCUACCACUCCUUCAACAUGUUCUGGUUUUAUCUGGGCUUCCUGACCAUGGUCUUCGGCGCGGCCUACGCCUUCUACGCCCGCGGGGGCAAGGCCUUUGCCCGGGAGACGGAGAACGAGGAGCCAAAGGACGAAUCCGCCGUCCAAUCUGCCCCCACGCCAUACGUCAUGAUGCCCGAGCCUUGAGCGGCCCUCGCUUCCCCGAUCGCUUCUGACACAAAGCAGAGGUUUUGAGACC